AAAAAGCUACAUGCAAUUUCUCAAGCAAGAAAUUUGCUAGGACUGUCUGGGAGUAAUCUGAGAGAGGGGCCUAAUUGGAGGAGCCAAAUGUGAGGGAUGUGUAACAUGAAAACAAGCUGUUAAUGGUAGAGAGGAAAAACUAUAUUUCUUAUUGGUCUAUUAACUUAUUUUUAUAAAACACCCAGAAAUGUCAGGCAGUCGUUUCAAACAGCAUUAACACUAAAAGAGCAUUAUCAUAAUUUUCACAAUUUCACAGUAUUAUUCCAACCUCAGUGUAGAAAUAUAUAUAAAACACAGGAAAAUCACGUUUUUGACUGCACUGCUCCAUUAAUAUAAAUGCCCGUUAGUUAGUUUAGUGGAAAAGAAUAUCGGCAUAAAAGGGUUUCCUCCUCAGUCAACAUAUCUGUUGUCCAUUUCAUCUCUAGCUGUGUUGUUAGAGUGUGAGAUGGUCAAGUUUGGUCAGCUGUGUAACGGCAACUCCAGUAACAGGAAGAGUACAGGGGACAACUUGGGACAAGGACAGUACGGAGCACACAGAACAGACCAUGUGCAUGAGGGCAUUGACAUCGUGUGUAACGACGGGGCCACAGUGUACGCUCCAUUUGAUGUGAAACUCAACGGCAAAAUGACUGUGUACACAAACCCGAAGAAGGCAGCCAUCAACGAUGGGAUCAACCUCAGUGGGGAGGCUCUGUGCUUUAAGCUGUUCUACGUGAAGCCUGACAGUUACUCUGGGUUGGUGAAGAAGGGCCAGAGGAUUGGGACCCUGCUCCCCAUGCAGAGUGUAUACCCAGGGAUCACUUCUCACGUCCACGUCCAGAUGUGUGACAAGUUCGACCCCAACAAAAACUUCUGAUUGCAACACCUCUCCUUUAACCAAUCAAUCAACCAACCAAUCAAUAAAUAAAUAAAUCGACUAAAUGAUCAUAAUGAUAGGCCUUACUGUGU
This is a messenger RNA of Coregonus clupeaformis (lake whitefish), 948 nucleotides long. Its product is annotated as leukocyte cell-derived chemotaxin-2-like. The record is from RefSeq and is a predicted model, not a curated record. The transcript has 3 exons. NCBI's taxonomy places the organism in Eukaryota, Metazoa, Chordata, Actinopteri, Salmoniformes, Salmonidae. The coding region runs from base 446 to 856 and encodes 136 amino acids.